Messenger RNA from Dicrocoelium dendriticum, 414 nucleotides. The record is from the annotation of a GenBank genome assembly. NCBI's taxonomy places the organism in Eukaryota, Metazoa, Platyhelminthes, Trematoda, Plagiorchiida, Dicrocoeliidae.
AUGGGUCGAACUUCCAUCCUGUCCGGGCAGAACAGGAUUGGUUUCAAUAACAUUGGUGCAGUGUACACUCAGUGUUGGACAUGUCGGCGUCAAUGGAAGUUGGGCUCAGCUACUUGGAUCAUAGUUCUCUGUGUCAUUUGGAGCACCGGUCAACUUACGGCGCAUGAGCUCCCGUGCUGGACCCCAGUUGGUCAUAAUUUGACAUACCAUUUCGCACCAAAGUUUCAUGCAAUCAGACAGGUAGAGUCAGGAACACGUAACCUGCGGAUCGCAGUACACUACACCCAUGCACUCAAAUCAUUGGCCAACUUUCCAGCAAUAACGGAGAAACUUCUGCUUCCUGCAAUCAAAUUCUGGACCGAUGCACUGGCAGCCAAAAAUCCCCAGGUUUCCAAUCUGCUUUUCUCCCGGUAA